Messenger RNA from Xiphophorus maculatus (southern platyfish), 2054 nucleotides. Its product is annotated as melanocortin receptor 4-like. Gene Ontology annotation, biological process: G protein-coupled receptor signaling pathway. The record is from RefSeq and is a predicted model, not a curated record. Lineage: Eukaryota; Metazoa; Chordata; Actinopteri; Cyprinodontiformes; Poeciliidae. The coding region runs from base 1023 to 2003 and encodes 326 amino acids. The transcript has a single exon. Gene Ontology annotation, molecular function: melanocyte-stimulating hormone receptor activity. Gene Ontology annotation, cellular component: membrane.
ACUGACUUAAAACAAACUCCUAUAUUGCUGAAAAGGUACUUGUAAGUUAGUAUUGUCGUAUUUCAAGAGUGCUAAGUAAUUUGCAUUGGCCAUACAGUAAUGCAUGUUAGUGUCUAUUUUUUGCUAAGAUUAAAUUAAUUCAGAUGUAUUCAGAGAACAUAACCCAAGUUUAUUCCUCCUGUUAGAACCGAUUUUAUAAUAAGUAUAAUAAGUGAUAUAGUAAUUAAAAGCAGUGUUGGUUUCUGCACAGCACUAAUUGAAAAUACGAACAAGCUUCUUCUAUAAAAAUCAUCCAGCAGCUGAAUGAUUAUUAUUUAUUCAUUCAUAAACCAAAUUAAAUAAAAUAAUAGUUUUACUCUCUUCAGUCCUGAAAAGUUUCAAACAUGGCAACAAAUUCGUUUCAAUGACAAAACCUUGAGUAAUGCAUCAGCCUAAACUUUGCUCCUCCUACACCUCCCACUUUAUCUGUGAGGGUGGGAUGGGCUGAGGGUGUGUGUGUGUGUGUGUGUGUGUGUGCGGUAGUACAUAAGCAGAGGGAGAGAAAGUGAGACCAGGAUAAGACCACAGUGGCUGAGAAGUGAUGAUCGGUCACACAGCCAGCCGCUGCGCUCUGCUGCUCUGAAUCCGGCUGAUUAUUUUUCACCCUUUCACCGUUUCUCCUCCACUUUUCUUCCUCACGUCGUUUCACUGAAACCAGAGCAACAGGAUUGUUUUUGGUGCUUGAGGAGAAGCUGAAAGAUGAAAAUGGGAAAAAGAAACAGCUGAGAUAAUCCUGGACCGCUCCAAACAUUCCCAAACUGAAUCGUUUCCUGCUGCUUUUCAUCGGCUUCGUCAGUUUCCUCCUCAGCUUCUUCAUGGACAGAGUUUUCAUGCGCAUGAAGCUGCCAGGAUACAUCAUGGACUAAGAACAUGGACAACAGAAAUUUACCAAACAGAAUCAUAGAAUCAGUUAUAAAUAAAGGUGACACUUAUCCAAAUCUUAACCCAUUCAGGACUGGCUGUAACAAAGAGAAGAAGUAAAGAUGAACUCCACGGCUCAGCAAGGCUUGAUCCCAUGCUACCUGAACCAGAGCCUGCGCCUGGGAACUCUGCCAGAGAAAGACGUUUCCGGAGAGGAGAAGGAUUCCUCUGCUGGCUGCUACGAGCAGCUGCUGAUUUCCACCGAGGUCUUUCUCACUUUGGGCAUCAUCAGCCUGCUGGAGAACAUCCUGGUGAUCGCCGCCAUCAUCAAGAACAAGAACCUCCAUUCCCCAUUGUACUUCUUCAUCUGUAGCCUGGCGGUCGCUGACAUGCUGGUCAGCGUCUCCAACGCCUCGGAGACGAUCGUCAUAGCGCUGAUCAACGGCGGCAGCCUCACCAUCCCCGUCACGUUCAUCAAAAGCAUGGACAACGUGUUCGACUCCAUGAUCUGCAGCUCUCUGUUCGCCUCCAUCUGCAGCUUGCUCGCCAUCGCCAUCGACCGCUACAUCACUAUCUUCUACGCCCUGCGGUACCACAACAUCGUCACCAUCCGGCGGGCGUUGCUGGUCAUCGCCAGCAUCUGGACGUGCUGCACCGUCUCUGGCAUCCUGUUCAUCAUCUACUCAGAGAGCACCAUGGUGCUCAUCUGCCUCAUCACCAUGUUCUUCACCAUGCUGGUCCUCAUGGCGUCGCUCUACGUUCACAUGUUCCUGCUGGCGCGCCAGCACAUGAAGCGCAUUGCCGCUGCCGCCCUGCGGGGCAACGCGCCCAUCCAGCAGCGCGCCAACAUGAAGAGCUUCAUCACCCUCACCAUCCUGCUGGGGGUGUUUGUGGUGUGCUGGGCGCCCUUCUUUCUGCACCUCAUCCUGAUGAUCACCUGCCCCAGGAACCCCUACUGCACCUGCUUCAUGUCGCACUUCAACAUGUACCUCAUCCUCAUCAUGUGCAACUCCAUCAUCGACCCCAUCAUCUACGCUUUCCGCAGCCAGGAGAUGAGGAAGACCUUUAAGGAGAUCUUCUGCUGGUGUAUUAGCUUUCUGUGAGACGCUCCAGGUAGUUCAUCUGUAAUCUGUGUGCAGUGCAAAGCUCCAGGU